AUGGAUGCUCAGCAACUAUUCCCCGCUUCCGGCUCGAAAGUGGAUCGUUCAACCAUAGACAGUGCGGUAAAUGCCUUGAUAAUAUACAAGGCCAAGGAAUCUGCCUCCCAAAAGCCGCAGCUUCUUCCUCAAGAUGACUAUAUCUACCUCAACCUCACGCUAAAGAAAAUCCCAACAAACCCACCCACAAGUCCCCUCAAAAUCCCCCUUCCACAUCCCCUCUUAGACCCCACGUCCGAGCUUUGCUUAAUUAUAGACGACAGGGCGACCUCCCCAACCCCUUCCUCGGAAGAAAUCAAGAAAUUGAUCAAAUCUCAGAAUAUACCUGUCUCCAAGGUGCUUAAAAUAUCCAAACUGAAGACAAACUACAAGCCUUUUGAGGCAAAGAGGAAGCUUUGCAAUAGCUAUGAUCUAUUUUUGGUUGAUAAAAGGGUCGUUCAUUUGCUGCCCAAGCUGUUAGGCAAGCAAUUUUUCAAGAAAAAGAAGUUACCUUUGGGGGUAGAUUUGAGUAAGAAAAAUCUGAAGGCCCAAGUGGAGAGGUCUCUAGGGAGUGCGCUGUUGUAUUUGAGGACCGGGACUUGUUGUGUGAUGAGGGUUGGGAAGGUGGCUAUGGAGAAGGAGGAGAUUGUGGAAAACAUUGCUAGCUUGGUUGAGGCGGUGGCCGAGAGGGUGCCUAAAAAGUGGAAUGGUGUGAGGAGUUUGCACCUAAAAUUCUCUGAUUCAAUUGCAUUGCCAAUUUACCAGGCAUUGCCCGACAUGAAGUUGAAAAUUGACGGGAUGAGGGAGAGUAAGAAGGGAGUUGAGGAAGUAAAGAUGGAUGAUAAUGAGGAUGAAGAGAAAGAAAGUGGAAGGAAGGAUGGUGGAAGUGGGAAAAAGAAGAAGAAGAAAGGGAGGAUUCACGAGGUUCGGUAUAUGGAUGUUGGAGAUGAAAUGGUGAAUGAUGAGAAUGAGGUUGAUGAUGAAGCGACAAUGAAUGAGGAUGACGAUGAGCAUAAGGGGAAAGAAGUGGAUUUGAUGGAGGAAAAUAGUGAGGAUGAGGAUUUGAUUGAGAGCAGUCACGAUGAUGAUUUGGGUGGUAAUGAACUUGGGGGAAAUAAAAGGAAGAAGAAAAAGGCAGCGAAGGCAAGGGAUUUAAGCAGCGUGAAUGAGGAGAAGGAAAUGAAGAGAAAAGCAAUAACAAAUAGAGGGGCCGAGAAGCUGAAAAAAGAUGGGUUAGUGGGAAAUAAGGGGUUGAGAAAGACUGGGAACAAGAAAGAGGCAAGGGAAGGAAUUACCAAGGUGAAAGAUAACAAAAGCAAGAAAAGAGUGUCAACAAAAUGA
This is a messenger RNA of Fraxinus pennsylvanica, 1320 nucleotides long. The record is from the annotation of a GenBank genome assembly. NCBI's taxonomy places the organism in Eukaryota, Viridiplantae, Streptophyta, Magnoliopsida, Lamiales, Oleaceae.